This is a messenger RNA of Paraglomus occultum, 2202 nucleotides long. NCBI's taxonomy places the organism in Eukaryota, Fungi, Glomeromycota, Glomeromycetes, Paraglomerales, Paraglomeraceae. The record is from the annotation of a GenBank genome assembly.
AUGGCGGCCCCCGAAGAAUUAGUCCCUUUUUCACGAAUUCGACUUGCACAAGCACUAAAGGAAGAUCCAAAAGAUCCACAGUUGGUCCAUCAAUCCGCAUUAUUUAUACAACUUCGUAACAGACAACCCCAAGCAUUAGAACAAUCACAACAUAACAUACCGCGUCCCCACACUCUAAUUAUACCUCCAUCGCUUGGAAACGGCGAUGGCGCUCAGUCAAAACCGCAUGAUCAAUUCCGAAAAAGCAGAAUAUAUUCAUCUCCAUCUCUGCCCUCUCUCCCCGUCUCCCGGCAUACACCAAAUCAUUCACCAAACGGAAGCGUAUCUUCAAUCUCUUCAUCUCCAAUCCCCCCCGCUCCGCCUAUAUCUCAACCACAAACCAAACAACAGAACGCGUUAAUAGGUACGGUAUCUAUCCAGACGCAAAGGCCGACAACGCUGAUGGAUGUCAGGAAAAGUAUUCUGGAUAGCAGGCAAAUAAUGACGACAUUCUCUCCUGCGAGUAGUCAUCGAACAUCGAGGCUUUUACAUCAGAAAAGUUAUUCAGACGUAAAGAGUCAACAACCUCUUUCAAGAUCUCCUCUCUCUAAUUCCAACUCGUCCUCAACUUCCCUCCCAUCACUUGCAAACACAUCAAACCAAUCAUCUUCCCGACCUAAUUCGAUCUUUAACCAAAGUCGCCCAAACGCGAGUCCAAACUUACCGCGCCCAGCAUCAUCACAUAGUAACAUGUCGAGGCCAUUGUCGACAUACAGUGCAGGCAAAGGGAAUUCGAGACCACCGAGUAUUUGGGGAUAUGUGCCACCGGUGGAUUCGAGUGAAGAAUCAUCGGAAGAAUCGUCAGAAGAUGAAGAAGAGAGCGGAGAUGAGCAGGAGAAUGUUGACGAUGCCAAGAAGACGGAGAAAACCACUUCUAGGCCAUCCGGUCUUCCAUUGCUACCACCAUUGUCACAACUUAGAGCCUCCAAAACUCCCUCGCCAACCUCUUCACCAACCCGCACUUCACCAACCCGCACUUCACCAACCCGCACUUCUCCCACCAGAUCAUCAACAAAAUCACCCGAAAGCGGUGAUGAUGAUGUAAAAGUAUCCACUCCGACGUCAAUGUCGAUUUUGGAAAAGGUGGAAGAAGAAAAAAGCGAUGAAGAAAGCUCUGAAAGUGAAGAAGGAAGUGAUGAUGGAAGUUCUGAAGGGAGCUCUGAAGAAAGCGAGGAGGAAAGCGAAGAUAGUGGGAAUGAAAGUUCAGACAGUGAUACCCCAUUGGCAUUAAGGAUGGGCGAUGCUCCUCCGAGGAUUUCUGUUCUGUCGUCAUCAGGGAAAAAGUCUCCCCGAGUUGAGGCGUGGGUUAGUGAUGUUUCCCGACAGUCUCUUGUAAUAGACUCGCGUACGUUCAAUCCGAGAAAACAGAGACAGUCACAUGUUAUAGGCGACGCAAGACCGAGGAAGUCAUCACUUACACCUGAUUCGGCAUUCGACCCGAGGAUGCGUAGACCGAGGUCAGCUUAUGCUAUGGAUGAAAGUGAUUUCCUCCCACCACAACCGCAAUAUCGAAAACGCAGCAACAGUGAAUUCACACCGGGCAAUAGUUCACAGUAUCGUCCUUUCUCUAUGUAUUCUGCAGCAAGAGCUUCACCACCUCCGUUGCUUUCGACACCAGUUCAACUCCCCAAGGCAGAUACCGAUGAUUGGGCACAGGACACUAUUCUUGCAUUGACCUCGAAAGUUCCAUCAUCUGCUUCUCCUGUACCACCACCAUCACAGAAACACAAAGUCGUUCGUUCGAGCAUAUCAAUGACAAACAUUCGUGCAGGCACACCCCCGUUAUCACUUCCAACACCGCCAAGAUCUCCGGGUGAAUUUUAUAUUCAUCAUUCGCGGAAACAGAGCGGAAGCAAUUCUUCUUUGAAUAAGCUUGUUUUAAAUGGAGAAAGCCGAAGAGAAAGAGGUGAUAGAGAUAGGAUGGAGAGGAGGGAACGGGAGAGAAGUUAUUCAGCUUCAUCACAGCAACAGGGAAGAAGGCGAGAUCAUGCCGGCUUAGGAUAUGGUCCGGCCGGAAUGUCACCAACGCCUGUUAACCGAAUAAGCAUGUAUGGUGGGGCUGCACACAGGAGGGUGGCGAGUGAUCAUGUUUCUAAGGGUGAUAAUAUGAUGCACUAUUCUCAACAUACACAGUACAGGCAUAGGAAAGAUUUACAAACGUAG